AUGACUGUCGCCGUCCCCUUCCUCUCGUGCUCAAUCCCUGCUGCAGACCAUGCUGCAUUGGCUGGUCUAUCUGACGACGCCGUCCGCGCAUGGGUGGCCACCCGCGCCCAAGAGUACCGCGACAUCGCCCUCGCCCUCCUCUCCAUCUACAAUGCCGUCGCGCCCAUCCACCGCGCCUUCCCCACUGAAGUCCUCUCCGAAAUAUUUUCACACUGUUGGCAAGACCCUCGAAGCAUCGCCGUCGCCCAUGUCUGCCGCCACUGGCGUUCAAUCGCCCUCAAGACUCCUAGCCUGUGGACCGCCGCCCUCGCCGCGCCCGGGAAGCUGCUCUCCCAACCCCGGAAAUGUAAAUCCAGCCGCCGCGAGUUUGCAGCCUUCGCCCUCGAACGGUCUUCUCCUCAAUCUCUCCGCCUCAAAGUCUACCACUUCCCCGAUCACUUCGCCAGCACGCUCGCCCUACACGCUGUCCGCCUCGCUGAUCUCUAUGUCCGUCUCGACGAUGCAUCGACCCUCUCCACUCUAUGCAAGUUCCUCAACUCGGAAACGCCCAAUCUAGAGGUGCUCGGCAUCACAUUCCCG
Epithele typhae is the source of this 579-nucleotide messenger RNA. RefSeq lists its product as uncharacterized. Gene Ontology annotation, molecular function: protein binding. The annotation marks the transcript as partial. The record is from RefSeq and is a predicted model, not a curated record. Lineage: Eukaryota; Fungi; Basidiomycota; Agaricomycetes; Polyporales; Epitheliaceae. The transcript has a single exon.